Molecule: messenger RNA, 1178 nt
Organism: Choloepus didactylus (southern two-toed sloth)
Lineage: Eukaryota; Metazoa; Chordata; Mammalia; Pilosa; Megalonychidae
Product: olfactory receptor 2AJ1-like
Exons: 1
Coding region: 247-1107 (286 amino acids)
Biological process (GO): G protein-coupled receptor signaling pathway
Cellular component (GO): membrane
Molecular function (GO): olfactory receptor activity; G protein-coupled receptor activity
Source: RefSeq, a predicted model, not a curated record
ACAGAUACCAAGACAUGAAUUAUUCCCACAUUCAAAAUACAUAGCACUGUAUCUGAAUUUCCUCAGUAAUAUUACAGUUUCAAAUUAAUGGGUUCAGUGGUAAUUGAGGAGAUCUCACUGCGUGUUUUUCUCCUGAUCCUCCAGAUCAAGCAAAUACACUGAGACACGGGGCAAGGAAAUGGAUCCACCACCACAGAUUUCAUUCUCCUGGGCCUCUUCUCUGACUCCACACAUCCUGGCUUCCUCAUGGCCAUUGUCCUUCUGAUUCUCUUGGUCGCCACCACUGGGAACUCCACCCUGGCCCUGCUGAUCUGGGGUGACGUUCACCUCCACACCCCCAUGCACCUCCUGCUCAGCCAGCUCUCCCUCAUGGACCUGACGCUCAUCUCCACCACCGUCCCCAAGAUGGCCACUGACUUCUCCUCAGGACACAGAGGCAUCUCUCGCAGCGGCUGUGGGGUCCAAGUCUUUCUUUACUUGACGCUAGGAGUGGCUGAGUGUGUUCUCCUGACUCUCAUGGACUUUGACCGCUACUUGGCCAUCUGUAGGCCCCUCAGAUACCAGAUCAUCAUGACCCCCCGAGUCUGUGUGCAAAUGGCUGCUGGGUCAUGGGCUGGGGGUGUUGUCAUCUCCCUAAUGCACACAGUUUAUGCCCUGCAUUUCUCUGUUUGUGGCUCCAGGAAAAUUCACCAUUUCUUCUGUGAGGUUAUGGCCCUUCUGAAGCUCUCUUGUGAGGACACCUCAGCCUAUGAGAAGGUGGUGUUGGUGUCUGGCAUUGUUUUCCUUCUCAUCCCUUUUGGGCUCAUCCUGACCUCCUACACCCUCAUCUUCCUUGCUGUCCUCCACAUGAACUCCCUGGAGGGCAAGAACAGAGCUCUAGGCACCUGCUCCUCCCACCUGUGUGUGGUGACCCUCUACUUUGGUCCGGCUAUGAUCAUCUACAUGACCCCAGGAUCCUCGCUCCCCUCAGAGGUGGACCAGUGUCUCUUUGUGUUUGAUGUUAUCAUCACCCCCAUGCUGAACCCCCUCAUCUACAGCCUGAGGAACAAGGAGGUGCUGGCUGCUUUGAGGAAAGUGCUGUGGAGAAGGCUAAUGUUUAAACAGUAAAGGAGAUGCCACUUUGCCUUAAAGUACUCAGAUUCUGCAUUGUUCUCCCACUUGAUACUGCUGCUAUUAUG